AGGAUAUGGUCACAUGUCACCUAGUACACCUGUUGGCCGAACAGCCUGCAUUGUUUUUGCUUUGUUUGGAAUACCUCUAAAUGCAUGGCUUUUAAGCGAAAUAAGCGAAGCUUUCAAGAAAUAUUUUCGUAGGUUGGCGGCAACAUGUAGCGAAUACCUACAGAAUAUUGGCAUAACAUCUGUGAAAAUUAGAAAAUAUUUCUCUUGGAGCAUGCUUGCUUCUGCUGUGUACACAUUAAUUGUCAUAAUACCUGCAAUUAUCUUUUGGCAUAUUGAAAGCGACUGGAAUUUUGAGAACGCACAUUACUACUGUUUUAUUUCACUGAGUACGAUCGGUUUCGGAGAUUUUGUUGCAACAAAUGGGACCACGAAAAGUUUUCGUUGGAUUUACAAAAUCCUAACGUCAUUUUACCUUACAACUGGUCUUGCAUUCCUUGCUGUUUUAUUCAAUGCGAUUCAAGUUAGAGAACAAAAGAGGGCACAAUCAAUAUUUAGCCCUUUGGCGAUGCGUAGAUAUAGUAAAGAUGUGGAAACCCGUGCCAAAAAGGAAGAUGUCUUCUUCCCACCGAUAUUAGACAACAUUGAUCCUGAAAAAUACGAGAAAAACAGUAGACAAGAGACAGAUAUUCCUUCAACAAAUACAGAACCUCUCACGGUUUUUCAACACGAAUCAAGUAUUUGAAUGAUAUAGGCCUAUAGCUUACACAUUAGAUAAUCGAACAUUCCUAUAUCGAUUGCGACACAAUUUGAACUCUCAUAGACAAACUAUCCGGCUUACAGUAAGAGAAUAACUUAAAUGGUAAUUUACAUUAAACUACAGAUUCGAAUAUA
Anneissia japonica is the source of this 831-nucleotide messenger RNA. Its product is annotated as potassium channel subfamily K member 6-like. Gene Ontology annotation, biological process: potassium ion transmembrane transport; stabilization of membrane potential. NCBI's taxonomy places the organism in Eukaryota, Metazoa, Echinodermata, Crinoidea, Comatulida, Comatulidae. Gene Ontology annotation, cellular component: membrane. The transcript has a single exon. Bases 14 to 682 code for a protein of 222 amino acids. The record is from RefSeq and is a predicted model, not a curated record. Gene Ontology annotation, molecular function: potassium ion leak channel activity.